This is a messenger RNA of Paramecium sonneborni, 864 nucleotides long. Lineage: Eukaryota; Ciliophora; Oligohymenophorea; Peniculida; Parameciidae. The record is from the annotation of a GenBank genome assembly.
AUGAAUUAGGAACUUUAAAUAACUUGUAUCUCUUUAACUAAUAAUUUUAUUGUAGUUUGUAAUACUGAUCAGCUUUUAUUUUUCAAUAGAAAAACGAAUGAAAAAUUAUCAUAUGAGCAAAAAUAAAUAUUGGUUUACACAUUUGCUUUUGAUGAAGAGACAUCUAAAAUUGCAGUAGACUCAGAAGAUAAUUCAAUUUUGAUUUUACAAAUUGUAAAUUAGAAAAUAUAGAGAAUAUUUUAAAGCUCUCCAGCACAUUUUAACUAAAUAAGAGGCUUAGUAUUCUAUGAAUAAGGGAAAAAAUUAAUCACUUGUAGCCAUGAUGAAAUGAUAUUUAUAUGGGAUUUGGAAACUUUUCAAGUGUUACAUUAAAUUAAUUAGUUGAAAGGAAAAAUAUAACAUUUGACAUUAUUUCAUAACUAAAAAUUCUUCACAACAAUUAGCUCUGAAGGAUAUUCAUUAUUUUAUAACCUACAUAAUAGAAAAGUUUUCUAUUGUACAAAUAGAAUCAAUGAAAGAGCUUAAGAAAUAUGUGGAAUAAAAUAAAAUUUAAUGAAAAACGAGAAGGUUCUAGUAUUAAUAGAUAAUAAAAUAAAAAUGAUUAGUUUAAAUAAAUAAAAAAUUUUGAGAGUACUGUAAUUUGAUGGAGAAUAUUAAGAAGCUUAAUUUUGUUUAAAUGAUAGAGCUUUACUUUUAAUUAAUUAUAUCGAUAUAAAGUUAUUUGAUCAUCAAACAGGUAUUAUCUUGAAGACAAUACCCUUGCAAAAUUAGGUGCACUGUUAUAGUUUAGAUAAGGAAAAUGAUAUACUUGUUUAUGGAAAUUUUUAUGGAAGUAAUUAUAAUAAGUUAGAUUUAAGAAUUUGA